AUGCCCGAGCUCAAAGAUAUUCCCUUGGCUGAUGACCCUCUUCCCACUCAUGGGACAUCCAAGGGAGAACAUAUGACUGCAAUCAAGAACGAAACAUCUAUCGAUGAGAUGUUAGCUGUUGUUGCAGCAAAGAAAGCAGCGCUAGGUGGCAAGGCCAAUGCUAAGCCUUAUACAGGCAUUGUUCUCAAGUCUAAAGCACACAAGACUGGGGAGAGUUUGGUACCAGCCUCCAAAGUGUUGAAUGACCAGCCGGAAUUGAUAAUCUCUAAGCGCAAGGGGGAGGUCAAGGAUGCUGGCUUCAAAAGGCGUAAGACGCAGCAGUAA
Messenger RNA from Rhizoctonia solani, 324 nucleotides. RefSeq lists its product as uncharacterized. Bases 1 to 324 code for a protein of 107 amino acids. The transcript is spliced from 3 exons. The record is from RefSeq and is a predicted model, not a curated record. NCBI's taxonomy places the organism in Eukaryota, Fungi, Basidiomycota, Agaricomycetes, Cantharellales, Ceratobasidiaceae.